UGCUGUUUUGUUUAUCUUAGCUCUAAUCCGAAUGUCUGCUAUUUGUUUCAACGCUUGCUCCGAUCUUGAUAAAACUUUAUGAGAUCCAAGCGUUUAAGUGAUAUUGUUCAAUUUUGAAGUAAGAUAAAAUGGUAUAAAAGCUAGGUCAGUAGACCGAAUGGUGUAAGAAUAAUGUUAAAUCUUGAUGAAAACUUUAUCUCCGAUCGAGGUCUUGGUAAAAUAUCAUCGGAGGCUAAGCAAUUUUGUUCAGAACUAGAGCUUAUCUAUGUUGGUUUUUCUUUUGACGAAUAUAGUCAAAAUGUAUAACUCUGUAAAUCCGGUUGCAUUUCUUUAAGAAAAUUGGUAAGAAUUUAAAACUGUUCUUGUGGCUUAAAGCUAGUAUGUAAUAAUGGUUUUCUAAAAUUGAAUGGUACACAAAGUCAAAUAAUAGCAAAUCGUAUUUUGAUAUUGUGCGCUAUAUGUUCAACCUAAUUCUCGAUAACCUUUUCAUUAGUAUGUUACAAUCGCUCGAUUGGUCGUUGUCGGCUCGGGUACUACUUACAUUUAGCCCGGGUACUUGUUAGUAUAAUUACAUGUAUCCCGGGUACGGUAAAUAAACUAAAACGUGCCCAGCCGAUAUAAGACUGUACCCGAGCUGUAUUCCCGCCCAAAUUCCGAUGUCCUUAAACGCGCUACCGAUUACCGUAUUAACGAAAACGAUUACCGUAAUUACGAAACAAUUAAAAAACUGCAGCAACAUGCUUUUUGAGUUUAAGUUUCGAUAAUAAAGAGGUCAUUUAACAGAAAAUGGAUAUACAUAUGAACUUAAUUAUUUUUUUAAAAAUAGCCGACAACGACCGAUUUAGCGUUAAAAUGCUCGGGUACGUUUUAGUAUAUUUACCGUACCCGGGAUAAAUGUAAGUAUAACUCUAUACAUAGAUGGUGAAGUCACUACGUUAUUGUCACCUCUGUACUAAGACGCAUAACAUUCCCCUGGUUUGGGGAAUUAUGCUUCCGCCAAAGUAGUUCUGCGUAGGAAUGAAAAAGUUAAUAAUGAAAGAAAAAUCGUUUUUUAUUGUGUGUUUAAAACGAAAUGUUGUUUAAAGAAAUGUUUUUUAAUUGUGUUAAAAUGUGAUUUUGAAUCUUUAUUAAGACUGAUUAUUAGAAGCACGAUUAUCUGACUACUUUCUCUUUCACUGUUCACUCGUAAAAGAAUUGCUACCCACAAUUCCUUUCGCGUUAGUACACAGGUCAGUAAGACCGGUGUGUACACAAUGUGUAAGUAUACUUAAGUGUAAGUAGUACCUGAGCCUACAAUGACCAAUCGAGCUUUACUAUCAAACGUAAGCUAAGUUUAAAACAAAGGUAUACGUGUUUUCACUGUCAGUUAUGAAACAUCACGGCUAAGUUCGUCUGUACUGUCAUAAUAUAAAACAAAUAUAUAUCUAUAUGAGCUGGUUAUUAUACAUAACAUGUUUUCAUGUGAUCGAUAUAUUGCAAUUAUGGUCCUGUCAUGAUAUUAAGAUGAUUAACUCUUGAUCCAUUUGCUGAUGUUAUAUAUCUACCAUGUAGUAUUUACUUCCCUUGAUAUAUUUGUAUGUUUGCUUCACUUCACAUGUAGAAAUCGAACCAGUAACACGCAAUAAAAAGUAUAUACAAACUUAUGGAGUUCUUAUGAUUGAUUAACACAUUACUAUAAUGACCAACAUUAUGACAUGGUGUCAGAUACUACUGUGAACGUCUGAUAGAAAUUGAUCAUAGAAAUAUUUUCAACAUUCUUAGAUUUACUGCAAAAAUUGUGCACGAUGGAUUCAUCGGAAAUUCCAGAACCCAAAAUGGACUGGGGCUCGAGUAACCUUCCAAAGGCAUGGCUUCACUUCAAAGAUCACGUAGAUUUCAAUUUCAAGCUAGAUAUAAUUUACACGCAAUUCCUUGAGCAUGUGCAGCCGAAGCUAAAUUCUGUUUUUAAACGUUACCAAUUCAACAACAUUGUACAAGGGCAACUGUCAAUCGAAGAUUUUCUAACAACGCUACGAAUUUCAGCAGCAGAUUGCAAAUUCACAAAUAAAAAAGAAAUGAUACGGGACAGAAUUGUGUUUGGACUUACAUCUACAAGAAUCUGCGAAAAGCUUAUACAAGAAGGUGACAAACUGACAUUAGAUAUGGCAAUCGAAAUAGCAAGAACAUUUGAGUAUGCACAAAAUCAAAUGAAAUCUAUCGAAAAUAAAGAAAAGGACGUCAGCGCGUUACAAAGAAGGCAAAUGCGCAAACAUCAACAGAGAUCGCAAAAUUUUGCUAAUCUGAGUAAACAACAGAAAGAUCUACACAAGACACCAGAUCUACACAAAAAAACAUGUGGCCAAUGUGGAAAUAAUCAUAUGGAUUCCUCGUGUCCAGCCAAGGAUCAUCAGUGCCGGAAGUGCCGGAAAUGGAACCAUUUCGUGAGCGUAUGCAGGUCGGUGAAACGAUCUUCAUGCCAAAAGAAAAUUGUCCAGGUUAUCGACGGUGACGACAGCGACAGCAGUGACGAGAACGGCUUUAACAUAGCAUCAGUUACCAGACAGAAAGAUGAGUUUUAGCAGCAGACCUCAGGAACAGAGAUAAAACAGACACUACAAUGAAAAUGGGACUGUGAAAUUCUCUGUGUAUACUCACAUGAAGUAUCAUGUUACGAUAAACAUGUUCUGAUGAAUAUUUUAAAAGUGUUUAAGAGUUGAUCAACUGUAUUAAUGGUACAUUUUAAUAAUGCUGAUAUUUGAUUGAUGUUUCAUAACUCAUUAUCCAGAAUGAUUGUAUAAGAAUAAUACAAUUUAUAAUUGAAUAAAAAGGGAGAUGUCAUGAUGUUAAGAUGAUUAACUUUUGAUCCAUUUGCUGAUGUUAUAUAUCUACCAUGUAGUAUUUACUUCCCUUGAUAUAUUUGAUACUGAUUGUAAUACUGUAUGUUUUCUUCACUUCACGUGUAGCCAUCAACCAGUAAUACGCAAUAAAAAGUAUAUACAAACUUGGAGUUCUUAUGAUUGAUUAACACAUUAUUAUAAUGACCAACAUUAUGACAUGUCCGCUGGAUUUUUCGUUCAUCAAAUUGGAGAACCCGGAAUUUUGCACAUUAGCAACAGGUGUCAUUGCAAAUAGACUAAAACAAUACUUGAUAUUUUAUUUUUGUCUUUCUAGUAAACAGAAACGAUUAAAAGUUGUUGUUUUUAUAUUUCAAACCGAUCGUCCUAAAACAUAUAUUUAGGUUUUUGCAUUAUACUAUUGCAUGCAUAAUUCUUGUAAAGCACUCCUUGUUUAGAAUGGGUUGUUGUCAUGGACAACAAUUGGUACUUAUAUGUGCACCCGCAAUUAAAGGGGCCUUUUCACAGAUUUUGGCAUAUUUUGAAGUGUGUCAUUAAAUGCUUUAUAUUGAUAAAUGUAAACAUUGGAUCUUAAAAGCUCCAGUAAAAAAUCAAGAAUAAAAUUAAAACAAGGAAAAAAAAGUAAACGGUACCAAGGCUCGAACCAGUGACCCCCGGAGUCAUGAAGUUACUCUGAAGUAAAAACGCAUUAGCCCUCUCGGCUAUUCCGCGGAGUAUACUCAGCAGAAGUAUUUUAUACCUUAUAUAAGCAAUCUUCGUAGUUUCGUAAAUUUAAACGACAACAACAGAACUCUCCAAAUUAUUCAAUCGUUUCGCGUUGCAACGCUUUAUAAUUUUUAGGUUUUCAAAUCGUCAAAAGACACAUAUAAUGGCUAUAUUGGGCUAUGGUAAAUGUUCAGUAAUACUUUUUCCUCACAAAUAUCAUAACUAAAACGAAAAUUUGCGAAUCUGAAACAACUUUUUUCAAUUUUCUCAAUUUACCAAACCGUGAAAAGAUCCCUUUAAAUAUGUAUAUGUUCCGUGUGUUGCAUUG
Messenger RNA from Dreissena polymorpha, 3867 nucleotides. RefSeq lists its product as uncharacterized. Bases 1785 to 2558 code for a protein of 257 amino acids. NCBI's taxonomy places the organism in Eukaryota, Metazoa, Mollusca, Bivalvia, Myida, Dreissenidae. The record is from RefSeq and is a predicted model, not a curated record. The transcript has 2 exons.